This is a messenger RNA of Phycomyces blakesleeanus NRRL 1555(-), 159 nucleotides long. RefSeq lists its product as hypothetical. The transcript is spliced from 3 exons. The record is from RefSeq and is a predicted model, not a curated record. NCBI's taxonomy places the organism in Eukaryota, Fungi, Mucoromycota, Mucoromycetes, Mucorales, Phycomycetaceae. Bases 1 to 159 code for a protein of 52 amino acids.
AUGGUGUAUGGUCACAAUAAUGAUAAGUUGUUAGCUAGUACUAUUCGUCUUCAGGCUGUUGAUGUAUCUCCUUUCCGUCUUAGAGAAGGUCUUGUUAAUAAAUUAACCUAUGUUACCAAGAAGGGUGAGCUUGAGCGUGCUACAAAGUCCAAACGUUAA